AUGGGUGAUGAGAACAGUGAGGGUUGCUGCCUGCCCUUAAAGGAGGAGUUCCAACGCUCCAAGUUCUCCCUGCAUUAUGAGGACCCUGGAGUCUUCUGUCGCUCGCAAUGGCAGAGUGGAGAGCGAAGUUUGAUCUGGGUCCUCUAUCGAUGGGCGCUGGCUACCUUCUUUGCCGCUGGAGUUAUUGGCAGCAUGCUGCAGGAUUUUAAUGGCGGUCGAUGGUUCAUAUUUCUCACGGAUUGGGGAUUCACGCUGUGCUUAUUUACCUGCACAUACGGCGCUGUAAUCGCCACCGUUUACUACUUUAAUCAAAGUUAUUUUGCUCGUGGCGAUCGUUCGCUAAAGAUUUACUGGAUUUCACACUAUACCACUUCGGUUCUAUCAAUGCUGAUUACCACGGUCUUCUGGGCAGCGCUUUCUUCUACCAUGCCCGAAAUAGCUGGAGAGCUUUACAACUUGUGGUGCCACGCCUUCAAUUCGAUCUGCAUGGUGUUUGACUGUUUCAUGGUGGCUUAUCCCAACCGUCUUAUGCACUUUAUCUACCCCUUUUCCGUUGUGCUUAUUUUCCUGGUACAUUCUUUGAUUUACUACUGGGCCGGCGGUACUGACAUCGACGGGAAUCGGUUUAUCUACUACGCGCUGGACUGGGCGCGUCCUGGGCUGGCGAUUGGAUUUGUUUGUGCCGCUUUGUUUCUAAUUUGCUGCUUUUCCUUAGUGGCCUUUGGAAUUUAUCGGUUGCGGAUCUCUAUGUACAACUGUUGCAACAAAAAGCAUGAGGAAACACCAGACCUUAAGGCUACUCCCAAGGGUACCUCUCUUACUGUUUAAAUUCUAUCUUUUUUAAUCGGUCUCAAAAGCAUAGUAUAGAAAAAUCUGUACUUAGGCCAUUUUCUGGACCACGGCGAACUGAAGUGAUUGGAUUUGGUUAGACCAUUUUUCCAGAGCAUUGUAUCGCGAGGCGCUGCUGUUGAUCUUGUCUAGCUGGAGCACCUGGUUUACCUGGUCGAUGCGACCCUUGAUUGUGCUGGUGAUGCAAUAAACAUUAGAUAAACACUCAUAA
This is a messenger RNA of Drosophila biarmipes, 1060 nucleotides long. Its product is annotated as protein rolling stone. Bases 1 to 828 code for a protein of 275 amino acids. The transcript is spliced from 4 exons. The record is from RefSeq and is a predicted model, not a curated record. Lineage: Eukaryota; Metazoa; Arthropoda; Insecta; Diptera; Drosophilidae. Gene Ontology annotation, cellular component: membrane.